AUGGAAAAUACUAGUUUUAUUGAAAUAACAAACCAAUAUCGACAACAAAAGAAACAUCAAAACAUGUUUAUAUCUAACUGUUCUCUAUUUUUAACAUUUGAGCAUACAACAGAGCAAACGAUUCGACUGGCUAUUCUUUUUAUACUUUAUCAUCAAUAUGCAGCAUUACCUCUAGAACAGAACCCUUUUUUAGACUUCUUUUUAGACUUGCUUUCACACUCUACUUCAAUUGAACAGCAUUUUAUUUAUUGUAUAUUAGAAGGCACUAUUUCCAGUAUUGCUCAUUGUUCACCAUUUGAGAUCUGUAAUGAACCAAUAUUACCUCCGAUCAAGAAGGAUGUCAAACGGAUCAACGCGUUAAGGCAAAAAGUAACAAAACUGAUUGACGACCCAUAUACUGUCAUUCUAGAUGAUCGCAUUAUUGAACUACUCUCUAUAGCGUCAAAUAGACUAUUGGCUUUAUCAGAGAAUGAAGCAUUACGAAAGGAAAACUUAUCAAAUUAUCCAUUAUCAGAUAUCAUCUUGCCUCAUCAAUUACCACAAUUGAUCAAUUUAAACCAAUUCCUGGCAUUUGAUAUAGUACCACUCUUACUUCAAUCUAAAAAUAAGGACGACUAUUUAGAGGCAAUACUAAGUAGUCCAGUGACCUCACAGUCAAUAGAAAUAAUGCAUCAUGUCCUUGUUCAUCAAAAGGUCAGGCUAUCAUCAGAAUUUAUUCACUAUUAUAUAUCAAAUAGCAUACGUUCAUGUGACCAACUCGAAGAAGGUUCAAAGCAAGAUAAACAGGUCAAGCAGGUAGCUAGAUUUACUCAGUCUUUAUUAGAACAGGAUAUUAUACACAUGGCAGAUUAUUUUGUUGAAGUUCAAGCCUUUUGUGUAUCUUUUAUGAGAAUAAAAGGUGUAGCCCAACUAUUCCGCUUAGCUUCCAAUGAAGCUAGACAGUGGAAUACAUGA
Molecule: messenger RNA, 954 nt
Organism: Rhizopus microsporus ATCC 52813
Lineage: Eukaryota; Fungi; Mucoromycota; Mucoromycetes; Mucorales; Rhizopodaceae
Exons: 6
Coding region: 1-954 (317 amino acids)
Biological process (GO): negative regulation of translation; mRNA catabolic process
Cellular component (GO): CCR4-NOT complex
Source: RefSeq, a predicted model, not a curated record